AUGGGGAUGAUGGAGGACAGCGGUCUUUGCCUUCUCUGCGACGAGGAGCCCUUCGUUCUCAGCCCGACACCUCCACCUGCACGAGCUUCUCCUUCCUCCUCGCCUCCACCGUCGAUGGUUAGCAGCGCCGCCGUCGAAGACCGCGACGUUAUCCUGCAUGAUCUCCUGCGGAGGGAGCACCGGUACUUGCCCUGCCAUGGCUACUCCCAUCAGCUGCAUCGAUCUUCCUAUCUGCCUGCCGCAAGAACCAGAGCGAUACAAUACAUCAUACUGGUUUGCAACCGGCUGAAUUUAGCCACUGGCACGGCGUUCAACGCUGUGAAUUAUUUGGAUCGCUUCAUCUCCGUGAAUUGUACUGUGAGAUGGGAAGAUUGGAUGAUGGAGUUGCUAUCGGUGGCCUGCCUAUCCAUUGCUUCCAAGAUGGACGAGGUCUCCAUGCCUUCACUGCAUGAUCUCCAGAUGGAGGAAUUGGGGCACUCGUUUGACGCGAGAACGAUCCAGCAGAUGGAACUGACGGUCCUCAAGACGCUCGACUGGAGACUCGCAUGCAUCACGGCCUACACGUACGUGGAAGUGUUUACGUGGGGUUUAAGUCACGUCCACUCCCCGUACAUUCCUCGCAUGAUCGAUCUCCUUCUCUGCGCUUUAGUAGGUACACGAACAUCCCAUGCAUCUCGGACGAUCAUUACUGUAUCAGCGGAGACAGUCCGCCUAAUUAAUCUGACCAUGUUUUGGCUCGUCAUGGGAAUCCCAUGGCCAGACAGCAGAUUCCAGAGGUUUCAUCAGUCCACCGUGGCGGCAUCGGCUCUGCAAACCUUGGCAGGGAGCGAAGCUGCCUUCUCCCUUCUCGCCCUUCCGAAUCCUGUGCAAAACAUGAGCGAGGUGAAUGAAUGCCAGGAGAUGAUGGAUGACCUCUUAAGACGUACGCAAUUCCGUAAACAAACACCGACAGAAGAGAACGGUGUUAUCCCGUAG
Musa acuminata subsp. malaccensis (wild Malaysian banana) is the source of this 975-nucleotide messenger RNA. Its product is annotated as putative cyclin-D7-1. Lineage: Eukaryota; Viridiplantae; Streptophyta; Magnoliopsida; Zingiberales; Musaceae. The record is from RefSeq and is a predicted model, not a curated record. Gene Ontology annotation, cellular component: cytoplasm; nucleus; cyclin-dependent protein kinase holoenzyme complex. Gene Ontology annotation, biological process: mitotic cell cycle phase transition; regulation of cyclin-dependent protein serine/threonine kinase activity. Gene Ontology annotation, molecular function: cyclin-dependent protein serine/threonine kinase regulator activity.